AAGGUUUCAAACCUCAGCCCACACUAUAUAACACCGCGCUCUCUCUCUCUCUGCAUAUCAUUCAUUAUAUUGCCUUUACGAAGUAUCUAUAGUUUCUUCCUUGCUGUAUAAUCGUUAAUAGUUUACAAAUAAGAAUGGGGAUUCUUGAUCAUCUUUCUGACAUGUUUGAUUGCUCUUCCGGCCGCCACUACCGCCGCCGCUACAAGAAGCGCCGACAACUGCAGACGGUGGAGAUGAGAGUGAAGAUGGACUGCGAAGGGUGCGAGAGGAAAGUUCGGAGGUCGGUGGAGGGAAUGAAGGGGGUGACGUCAACCCAGGUUGAGCCGAAGCAGCACAAGCUCACCGUGGUGGGCUACGUGGAUCCGGAGAGGGUGGUGGCUCGCGUGGCUCACCGGACCGGCAAGAAGGUGGAGCUUUGGCCCUACGUUCCGUACGACGUGGUCGCGCAUCCGUAUGCGCCGGGGGUGUACGACAAGAAGGCUCCGGCGGGGUACGUGCGGAAGGCGGAGGAUCCGCACGUUUACCAGCUCGCACGCGCCUCCUCCACUGAAGUUCGCUACACCACCGCCUUCAGUGAUGAUAACCCUGCCGCCUGCGUUGUCAUGUAAUGUAAAUCUUGAUUAGUUAAUUAUAGGAUUUGCUUUGUAGUGAUGUUUCAUAGUCAAAUACUGGUUUGGUAAAGGUGGUUAAAGUUGGGAAGAGUAUCCAUCUUGCUUUUUUUGCUUUU
Molecule: messenger RNA, 727 nt
Organism: Ipomoea nil (Japanese morning glory)
Lineage: Eukaryota; Viridiplantae; Streptophyta; Magnoliopsida; Solanales; Convolvulaceae
Product: heavy metal-associated isoprenylated plant protein 26-like
Exons: 2
Coding region: 135-608 (157 amino acids)
Molecular function (GO): metal ion binding
Source: RefSeq, a predicted model, not a curated record